Molecule: messenger RNA, 936 nt
Organism: Orycteropus afer afer
Lineage: Eukaryota; Metazoa; Chordata; Mammalia; Tubulidentata; Orycteropodidae
Product: olfactory receptor 4S2-like
Biological process (GO): G protein-coupled receptor signaling pathway
Cellular component (GO): membrane
Molecular function (GO): G protein-coupled receptor activity; olfactory receptor activity
Source: RefSeq, a predicted model, not a curated record
AUGGGAAAAGUACACAAUGUAACUACAUUCGUUUUCCUGGGCCUUUCUCAGAACCCAAAGGUGGAAGACAUUUUUAUCGUGGUGUUUUCUUUCUUCUACACAGCGAUUCUGCUGGGAAACCUUCUCAUCAUGCUGACUGUGCGCAUGGGCAACCUUCUCAAGUCUCCCAUGUAUUUCUUUCUCAACUAUUUGUCAUUUGUGGACAUCUGUUUCUCUUCAGUUACAGCUCCCAAGAUGAUUUUUGACCUGUUAGCCAAGAGUAAAACUAUCUCCUAUGUGGGGUGCAUGUUGCAACUCUUUGGGGUGCAUUUCUUUGGUUCCACUGAGAUCUUCAUUCUUAUUAUAAUGGCCUAUGAUCGGUAUGUGGCCAUCUGUAAACCUCUCCACUAUACGACCAUCAUGGACCAGGGCAGAUGCAAUAAAAUGAUGCUGGGCACCUGGGCAGGUGGGUUCUUGCACUCUGUUAUCCAGAUGGCUUUGGUGCGCCAGCUCCCCUUUUGUGGAUCCAAUGUGAUUGAUCACUACUUUUGUGAUGUGCACCCUAUGCUGAAACUGGCCUGCUCAGACACAUAUGUUGUUGGUGUUGUUGAAACAGCCAACAGUGGAACCGUCUCCCUGGGGGGCUUUAUUAUCUUGAUGAUCUCCUACACUGUCAUCCUGGUGUCCCUGAGACAGCAGUCAGCAGAAGGCAGGCGCAAAGCUCUCUCCACUUGUGGUUCCCACAUUGCUGUGGUCAUCAUCUUUUUUGGUCCCUGUAUUUUCAUGUACAUGCGCCCUGAUACUACGUUUGCUGAGGAUAAGAUGGUGGCUGUGUUUUAUACCAUUAUCACCCCCAUGUUAAAUCCCAUGAUUUAUACACUGAGAAAUGCAGAAGUAAAAAAUGCAAUGAAGAAACUGUGGUGUAGAAAAUUUUCCUGGGUUUCUAAUGACAAGUAG